Molecule: messenger RNA, 1719 nt
Organism: Rubroshorea leprosula
Lineage: Eukaryota; Viridiplantae; Streptophyta; Magnoliopsida; Malvales; Dipterocarpaceae
Source: the annotation of a GenBank genome assembly
AAACCCAGGUUUUUUGGGCCGUAAUAAACCCCGAUUCGGUUUCCGAAAACCCCUAGCUGAUCCUCAUCGUCCUCCUCCGCUCUGGCUCCAUGGUAGCUCCGAAUCCCAGCAUCCUGCCAUAAGCAACAAUUUUUCGUAAUUUAUUUGUCUCCAAAUCCAGAGGUACAUGGAGAUAGCUUCUGUGGAAAAGCUCAAGGGUCUGCAAAUCACUCCUCUUGAGGACGAGGAAGAAGAGGAGGAACAGAAAGCUCAAGAGAUUGCUGUGGACGAAGAUGACGACAACGACUACGACGAAGAUGAAGAAGACGAAGAAGAACCUGUGAUUUUAGGCUUCGUGGAAAAGCCAGACCACAGCUGGUCCCUUCUCCGUCAACAGUUCCCUAGCAAGGCUGGGGGCGUCCCGGCUUGGUUGGAUCCUGAUAACUUACCAUCAGGAAGAUCUUGUGUUUGUGAUUUGUGUGGGGAACCAUUACAGUUUCUGCUUCAGGUUUAUGCACCACUAGUUGAAAAGGAGUCAUCUUUUCAUCGAACUGUAUUUGUGUUCAUGUGUCUAUCAAUGAAUUGCCUUCUUCGGGAUCAGCAUGAGCAAUGGAAGCGUCAUCAUGAGAAGUCAUCUCGAAGUGUGAAGGUUUACCGUUGCCAAUUGCCUCGUGUUAAUGCUUUUUACUCAAGUGAACCCCCAAAAGGCAAUAAGUCUGACAAACCUUUGGCCCCUGGAGCACCUCUAUGUAAUUGGUGUGGUACCUGGAAAGGAGAUAAAUUCUGCAGUAAUUGCAAAAGUGCACGAUACUGCUCACAAAAACACCAGGCCAUGCAUUGGGGUGCAGGUCAUAAACCUCAGUGUCAGCAGCUAAGCCUUUCUUCACAGUUACCUGACUCUAAUACCUGUAAUGGUGGAACUGCUGCAAUAAAAGCAGUUGCAAGCAAAAGUCUAUGGCCAGAAUAUGAGAUAAAAAAUGAGCAUGAAAGUGAAUCUGAAACAGAGAUGUCUGAAGAUGAUGCACAAACCAAUAAUUCAUUAGUAUCUAAGAGUGGAAUGGAUGAUUCAAUGAAGUCACUUUUGGAUAGCUUUGAGGGAGACUGUGACAGAAAGAGUUGGGCUUCUUUCCAAGAGCGCAUAGCCAAGGCCCCAGAACAAAUCUUAAGGUACUGUAGGAGCACUAAAGCUAAGCCUUUGUGGCCCAUGUCAAGUGGUCGCCCAUCUAAGGCCGAUCUUCCUAAAUGCCACUAUUGUGGCAGUCCUUUGUGUUUUGAAUUUCAGAUCUUGCCUCAGCUGCUUUAUUACUUUGGUGUAAAGAAUGAUAUGAAUUCUCUCGACUGGGCAAGCAUUGUGGUGUACACAUGUGAAGCCUCUUGUGAAGGUGUUGGUUAUAAAGAGGAAUUUGCUUGGGUACAGCUGAGUUCAGCAUCUCCUAAUCUCCCUUGAACCAUCUGUUCAGGGGCAUUUUUUCUUCCAUUUAUUUAUUUAUCUUUUGGUGUGUGGUUUCAUUUCUUCAUAAACACAUUCUGGUCUCCCUUGAACACAUUGAAGCAAAUGUAUACGUACAAGCAAUCCAUUUAACUUACCAUCAGCUCCUUUUGUCCGCCCAAUGACUAGCACUUUGAAUUGAUUUUAGUUGUGCUGCCUAACUAAAAUUUUCUGUCAAUUUCUAAGGAUGAAAAUGUACAGUUUAGAGAAUGUUAGUAGAAACCCUAUUUCAACAAAUUAGAUAUUGUCGU